Molecule: messenger RNA, 1673 nt
Organism: Hyposmocoma kahamanoa
Lineage: Eukaryota; Metazoa; Arthropoda; Insecta; Lepidoptera; Cosmopterigidae
Product: glutathione S-transferase 1-like
Exons: 4
Coding region: 218-967 (249 amino acids)
Biological process (GO): glutathione metabolic process
Molecular function (GO): glutathione transferase activity
Source: RefSeq, a predicted model, not a curated record
UCGAAAAAAUGGUCUUCCUCAGGCAUUUAUUCCGUUUAUUUACUUUUAUGUGGACCAGUGUUACUCGGUUAAAAUUAAUAAAAUUAACAGAUCAUGAAUUCGCCUACUAAUUAAAUACAAAUAUUUACGUGAGUGGGACGCAUUCAGACUGUGAUUUGAUUUUAUGCGCCCCCAAUUAUGAUGCAACUGUAGUGCCCGUAGCCACCCAGUCAAUACAAUGCCCAUAGAUUUAUAUUACACUCCCGGUUCUCCUCCAUGCCGGUUUGUGAUGAUGGUUGGCGCUGCGACAAAUGUUGAGUUCAAUUGCAUCGAAAUCAAUUUACGAGCCAAAGAACAAUAUAAACCUGAAUUUUUAGAAAUGAAUCCUCAACAUCUUGUGCCCACAAUUAACGAUCAUGGCUUCGUUCUGUGGGAGUCGAGAGCCAUUAGCAGAUAUAUAGUGAACAAAUAUGAUCAUAAUUCUAAGCUGUAUCCGCAAGAUCCGCAAACGAGGGCUCUCAUAGACCAACGGCUCGAUUUCGACCUAGGAACGCUGUGUCCGAGCUUCUCGCAAUUCUUUUACCCUUCUCUAUUCAGUGGUAUUGAACCGAAUAAAACGCAGAUCAAGAAGCUUGCAGACGCGUUGUCAGUCCUGAACAGGUUGCUUCACGGCCUGGAAUUCGCAGUUCCCGGUGAAAGCUUAACUUUGGCGGACCUGUGUUUGGCGACCACUAUAUCUAACAUAGAUGCUGCUGGUAUUGAUCUGAGGCGAUAUCCAAAUAUUGAAAGUUGGUUCGCCCUCAUAAAAGUGUCAGCGCCAAAGUAUCGGGAAGUGAACGAACAAGGCCUGAGGGACUUCAAAAAUCUUGUGAAAGAAGUUCUGAAACCCAAGAAGGCAGCACUUAUUAAGACUGUUAUUAGCAAAGUAGUAUUUGCAGAGGGAUCUGGCAAAAAGGCGAAACUAUUAAAAAAAAACUCAAAAAUCUAACGAACAAAAACAACCGGAAGAACAUAAUUAAACAGAAAACAAACGUGAUUUGGCUGCACAAGUCAGCCAUAGUCUGUUAGAAUAGCAGAGAAGGUAAACCUAUCACAAUCAGUUAUACAUUAAUCAGUUAAAACCACGAAGCAAUGGCACUGUUAAUGAAAUUGUCCACGCCUAUAUUAAAAAAAAACAGUCUCUACAAUGUCCAUCAUAGCAAUAAAUUCGACCAGAAAAUCCAUAGAAUCUUUACCAUCAAUAUCUUCAGUUAGCUUUUCUCAUACAGCAUCAUACACCUCAAUAAACUGUUCCGCGUUCUCCUAUGUAGGCAAGCUACAACCAAAUAUAGCAGCUAACCAAAUUUAACGAGUGAAACUGGAAUGAAUUUACCAGCAAUUAUGAAGAAAAACCAAAAUUUUGUAUUGAGUGCUGCCUCAGACGAAUCCUGUAUCAGUAUUGAUGGCACUGCUGCCACUACAACAGCAUCAAGUAGUUCCAUAAUUUCCUCAGAAUUUAGUAUAACCAUAAAAAAUAAUUAGAAUCCCAUAGCUAAGAUAUAAAAUUUGUUAGUGCCCGCGAGCAUGAUACCCGAAUUAACUGUAAUAAUUGCCAUUUUACCUAGAUUACACAGCUUAAGUUGAGCUAAAUAAUUAGAUACAAGCGUAAGUUGUAAUUAAAACAAUGAAGCCAUUUUUCAAUUUAUUUAUUGUAA